AUGGCGAACGUCAGUGAUGAAGAGAAGUCUGCAAUGGCUCUCCAGAAGCAGCCCAGUGUCACUGAGGGUGACGUACCGUCGUCUCUAAGCAGCGGCAGUCAGGAGAUCGUCGCCAUUGACCCUGCUGUACAGCGGAAGCUUGUCCAAAAGCUCGACUUCUACUUGCUGCCAUGGAUGGCACUGAUGUACUUCUUCAACUCGGUCGACAGAUCGAAUCUCGGCAAUGCGAAGACGGACGGCAUGGACAAGGACAUGCAUUUCACCGGCAACCAGUACUCAUUGUUGAUCCUGCUGUUCUAUGUGCCGUUCGGCUUGUGUGAUCUGCCACUGGCUCUUCUUACCAAGAGAUACACCGCCAAGCGUGUGCUACCGACACUCAUGGUCGGAUGGGGUUCGAUGGCAUUGAUCCAGUGCGCAGCCAAGAGCUUUGCGGGCAUGCUACCACUGAGGUUGAUCUUGGCCGCAUUCGAGGCUGGCUUCUUCUGCAGUUCCGUCUUCUACUUCACCUUGUUCUACAAGCGCGACGAGCUUGGCUUCCGCAUCGCAAUCUUCUUUGGAUCAGCUCUGUUGGCAGCUGCCUUCUCCGGACUCAUCUCCUACGGCGUCUUCCAGAUUCGUCACACAUCUAUCCACGGCUGGCAGUGGUUGUUCCUGAUUGAAGGUCUCCUCACCGUCAUCAUUGGCGCGGCUUCCUUCUUCUGGUUGCCGGCUGAUGCUGCUACGGCUUGUCACGAGAUCUCGACUAAGUUCAAUCUCAAGAAGGCCUUCGCCCCUUUCAAGGAGAAGAAGUUCUUGUUGUGGAUGUUGAUCUCCUUCAACUAUCCUGUUGCGUUUGCCACUGUCAGCAACUUCCUGCCGCAGAUUGUGCAGCGUCUGGGCUAUUCGGUGAUCAAGACCAACUUGUGGACUGUGGCGCCAAACUGUGUGGGCUUUGUCGUCCUCUUGUGCACCACGUAUUCUUCGGACAGAUUCAGGGAAAGAGGUUUCCAUCUGGUCUUCGCGUUGAGCUUGUCGCUGGUAGGGUUGAUCAUACUGGCUGCUGUCGAUCCGCUGAAGCAGGGUGGUGUGGCCUACAUGGCUUGCUUUCUCAUUGCUGGUGGCGCAUACAUUCCUUCCUGUCUCGUGCACAGCUGGCAUAACAACAACGACACUGAGGAGAACUCACGUGCUGCCAAGACUGGCUUUCUUGUUGGUUUGGGCAACUUGGCUGGUGUGCUGUCCGCAGCAACGUUCCGCGUCGAGUAUGCGCCUUCGUAUAUCCCGACACUCAUCGCCACCAGCUGCUGCAACGUUGUGGCAAUCACGGCUAUCCUGACGAUGAAGUUUAUCAUGGUCCGCGAGAAUCGCAGGCGGGAUAAAGCACAAGGUCGUGUGUUGAAGGCGGAGGAUGUCGAUACCAGUGCGCUAAUCGAUGGAGAGAAUGAUCCUUCGUUCAGGUACUUCACUUGA
Molecule: messenger RNA, 1449 nt
Organism: Cyphellophora attinorum
Lineage: Eukaryota; Fungi; Ascomycota; Eurotiomycetes; Chaetothyriales; Cyphellophoraceae
Product: putative transporter
Exons: 5
Coding region: 1-1449 (482 amino acids)
Biological process (GO): transmembrane transport
Cellular component (GO): membrane
Molecular function (GO): transmembrane transporter activity
Source: RefSeq, a predicted model, not a curated record